AUGACCCACAAGAGAGCGAACUGUGGCUAUAUUCUCUGCACCGUUCUCCUCUCCGUGGUGAUCCUCUUAGCGGUGACGGUCACGGCUGCCAUCCUCUUCAUGAACCACUACCACACCCCGGUCACCGAGUCCCCGCCCAUCAUCAGCACCAAUCCAGACGAUGCCAACGCCUUGGUCACCAUCGAGAAAGCCGACAGUUCCCGCAUCAACAUCUUCAUCGAUCCCAAUUGUCCGAGCCAAGCCAACGGUUUCAUCCGCUUGGAGAGCCUCCAAACAUCCCUCCUGCGAGUGGUGACGGACCACGACGCGGAGACCAAGUCGUCCAAGGGGCAAGAGAGGGCCUUGCUGGUCGGCCUCUCGGACGAGGUCUCCAAGCUGCUCUCGCACGCCACACAGCUCCGAACGGACUGUGAGAAUUUGAAAAAGGGGCACAGCUCCAUAGGGCAGGAGCUGAACGCCCUCCAGAAUGAACAAGGGCGCCUCAUACAGUUGCUUUCGGAAAGUCAGACCAACAUCGCAAGGCUUGUGAACUCGGUCAGCGAUAUUUUGGACACUCUGCAGAAGGACCGCAGCAUCGUCCGACCACGAAUGAAGGCUGACCUUCAGAGGAUUCCAUCUCGGGGCACGCGGCCAAAAGGAUGUUCCAAUGGCUCACGGCCUCGGGAUUGCUUUGACAUCUACGCCAGUGGACAACAAGGAGAUGGGGUCUUUUCCAUCUUCCCCACUCACUACCCCGAGGGCUUCCAGGUUUACUGCGACAUGACGACAGAUGGUGGAGGAUGGACGGUCUUUCAGAGGCGUGAGGACGGGUCGGUGAAUUUCUUUCGUGGUUGGGAAGCUUACAAAGAUGGAUUUGGAAAACUCACAGGAGAACACUGGCUAGGGUUGAAGCGAAUCCAUGCUUUGAGCACGCAAGGAACCUAUGAAUUGCGCAUUGACCUUGAAGAUUUCGAUAAUGGCACAGCGUACGCUCAUUACGGGACUUUUGCUGUUGGUCUCUUCUCAGUUGACCCUGAAGAAGAUGGCUAUCCAGUCACUAUUGCUGACUAUUCUGGGACAGCAGGAGACUCUUUCUUGAAACACAACGGCAUGAAGUUCACCACUAAAGACCUGGACAAUGACCACUCAGAGAACAACUGCGCUGCCUUCUACCAUGGUGCUUGGUGGUAUCGCAACUGCCACACGUCCAACCUGAACGGGCAGUACCUCAAAGGCCACCACAGCUCCUACGCGGACGGGAUCGAGUGGUCUUCCUGGACAGGUUGGCAGUAUUCGCUCAAGUUCACUGAAAUGAAGAUCCGGCCCGUCAGAGAUGAAAAGUAA
Molecule: messenger RNA, 1323 nt
Organism: Python bivittatus (Burmese python)
Lineage: Eukaryota; Metazoa; Chordata; Lepidosauria; Squamata; Pythonidae
Source: RefSeq, a predicted model, not a curated record